Microtus oregoni (creeping vole) is the source of this 3022-nucleotide messenger RNA. It is a transcript of the gene Gna14, whose product is annotated as G protein subunit alpha 14. Bases 750 to 1817 code for a protein of 355 amino acids. NCBI's taxonomy places the organism in Eukaryota, Metazoa, Chordata, Mammalia, Rodentia, Cricetidae. Gene Ontology annotation, cellular component: heterotrimeric G-protein complex. The transcript has 7 exons. The record is from RefSeq and is a predicted model, not a curated record. Gene Ontology annotation, biological process: phospholipase C-activating dopamine receptor signaling pathway; action potential; adenylate cyclase-modulating G protein-coupled receptor signaling pathway. Gene Ontology annotation, molecular function: G protein-coupled receptor binding; guanyl nucleotide binding; GTPase activity.
GCCGCGGGAAGGGCCUGGCAGCCAGCGCCUGCUGGUUACAGCAAGUUUGGCAAGUGGCCCUUCCUGCACUAGGGCGCCACUGCCAAGAAGGCAGGUGUGAGGCUGCUCUGCGCCCUAGCCUCUUCGUCUUCGUUUUCCUUUGUUCCCAGACACCAUCAGCCUGGAAUAGGCUUAGGGGCAGCUCCCGCAGACGCCAGGGCUGUAGGUUCGAGACGCCCCGCCUCCUCCUGCCACUUAGAGCCAUCAGUGACGGAAGAACCUUCCAGUCGGCGGCAAAAGUCUCCUGUAACUGCAGAGGUUUUCGGAACUUUGCAAGCAGAGGCAAGCUGGUCCAUUGACUGAAAGCCACGCCACUCCUGCUGCUAGCCUGCUACACCCCUCAGACCCGAAGAGACUACUCUCCCAGCGGCACCGACGCCCCAACUUUUGAUUCUUGCGGUUUGUGUUGUCUACCGGGGUGCAGAGCUACAUUGCCGGAGGCGCGCGUCUUUUGAAGACCGCGCCAUUCACACAGCCUAGCUCGCUCUUUUCGCAGGAGUGAAGGGGCUGGGUGCCUGAUCCAGGACCGCAUAGGAGCUCGGGAGGAACUGCCUUCGAGAAGUUUAAGAUCGGAGCUCCGUCGGGGCCUCUUACUCCAAACCAUAGUGAGUUCAGGUGUUUCCUCUCUAAACCCUGCGCCUGGAGCAAAUAAUCCGCGAGGCCCGGCUGUAAGCGCGGGGAUCCCUGUCGCCCCGUCGGAGUGACAAACCAUGGCCGGCUGCUGCUGUCUGUCUGCGGAGGAGAAAGAGUCGCAGCGCAUCAGCGCGGAGAUCGAACGGCAGCUUCGCCGCGACAAGAAGGACGCGCGCCGUGAGCUAAAGCUGCUGUUGCUGGGAACUGGCGAAAGUGGGAAAAGCACCUUUAUCAAGCAAAUGAGGAUAAUCCAUGGGUCUGGCUACAGUGAUGAAGACAGAAAGGGCUUCACCAAGCUGGUUUACCAAAACAUAUUCACCGCCAUGCAAGCCAUGAUCAGAGCAAUGGACACCCUGAGAAUACAAUAUGUGUGUGAGCAGAAUAAGGAAAAUGCCCAGAUCAUCAGAGAAGUGGAAGUAGACAAAGUCUCGGCACUCUCCCGAGACCAGGUGGCAGCCAUCAAGCAGCUGUGGCUGGAUCCGGGAAUCCAGGAGUGUUACGACAGGAGGCGGGAAUACCAGCUGUCAGACUCGGCUAAGUAUUACCUGACUGACAUUGACCGAAUCGCCAUGCCCUCUUUCGUGCCAACGCAACAGGAUGUCCUUCGUGUUCGGGUGCCCACCACUGGCAUCAUAGAGUAUCCAUUUGACUUGGAGAACAUCAUCUUCCGGAUGGUGGAUGUUGGUGGCCAGCGCUCUGAGCGACGGAAGUGGAUCCACUGCUUUGAGAGCGUCACCUCCAUCAUUUUCUUGGUUGCUCUGAGUGAAUAUGACCAGGUCCUGGCUGAGUGUGACAAUGAGAACCGUAUGGAAGAGAGCAAAGCCUUGUUUAAAACCAUCAUCACCUACCCCUGGUUUCUGAACUCAUCUGUAAUUUUGUUCUUAAACAAGAAGGAUCUUCUGGAAGAGAAAAUCAUGUACUCCCAUCUAAUUAGUUAUUUCCCAGAAUACACAGGACCAAAGCAAGAUGUCAAAGCCGCCAGGGACUUUAUCCUGAAGCUGUAUCAAGACCAGAACCCUGACAAAGAGAAGGUCAUCUAUUCUCACUUCACAUGUGCUACAGACACUGAGAAUAUCCGCUUUGUGUUUGCUGCUGUCAAAGACACAAUCCUCCAACUAAACCUCCGGGAAUUCAACUUGGUGUAAAUGCUGUGACCCACUCCUCCCAGACAGAGGGUGAUCUCCGGGCCAGGCUCCAAGGACAUUACGUAGCCCACAGGGACAGAGAUGGAUAGUGUAACCUCAAGGACACUUGCUCUACCAACUCUUUUAACUGUCAUCAACUCUUGUCUUUACUUACCUUUUGGCUGUGAGGUCAGGCAUAAUUUCUGAGUUUGGUAUUUUAUAGAAUUUCAAAGGCUACUGUGACGCCCCUCCCCCCUCUUAAACUAAAAUGUUCAAUCACUAACAGAGAGGACUUGUUAAUUUACAGAUCAUGCCUUCAGACCUCUAGGAUUAAUUCAGGUGACUAAGAAAUCUUAAUAGAUUUAAUGCUUUUUAAAUAAACCUUGAAAGAUAUUUCUUACAUUUCUUCCCCUCAUCUAACAUUUGUACCAAACAACCAAAGACUUUCUAUGCAUCCCCCCCCACCGACCCUUAUUAUUUUAAUUUUUUACUUUUAAAGGCAAGGCCUUAAGUGACCCAGGCAGGCUUCCAAUCCGCAUCUGCUGUGUCAUUGAGGAUGGCCUUGAUCCUCCUGCCUGGACUCCCCAAGUGUUUGUUGGAAUUGUUGGUGUUCAGCUAAGAUUAUUUUCUUUUCUGAGACAAGGUCUCAUGUAUUCCAUGUUGGUCUCAAACAUAGUACAGUCGAGGAUGACCUUAAACUUCUGAUUCUCUUGUCUUCAUAUAUAUAGCCUAAUUAGAGCAGGAGAGUUUUCACCGUUGCUAAUUAUUCCUGACAUCAAGAGGUCUCAAACUGUAUGAUUUGACAUUGAUAUUUACAGGUUAGUAAGUGCUAGGAUGUAUGUCAGUACGAUCAGCUUAUGCGAUGCUUGGGAUGGAACCCAGGGUGCUGUGCAAGCCCCCAGCAAAGUUUUCUUAAAAGAAAAAAACAAAACAGUAGUUCUAUUCUUGUCAACUUUCUAAGCCAAAUUAAUAUUAUCCCAUCUUCUAAUUUAAUUUUGCCACAAUUUGGUGGUGAAGACUACGCCAAGAGGAGAAACGGACUUUAGAUAGUGCAUGUGUGUAUUUUAAUGCGUAUGGUCAGGUCUUUAUAAACUUACGGAAUGGCUAAAGCAUAACUUGUUUAACAAAUGUCAUGUAAGCCUUGCCAAAACUGGUGGUAAUCACAAAUCUGCUAUGUCUGAACUGUGUACACUGUGCCUUUCUGGAUACUGAGAAUAUACUGUUCU